GCAAGGCACAUGAGUGCGUUUAAAACUAGCUAAAAUGCUUUCUAACUGGGUGUCUAACUGGACAGCGAGAUGUGGGUAUACAACUUACUAGAGUACGUAAUAUCCCGUGUCCUGUUUGUUAAGAGUGGUUUGUUCUGUCUUUUCCUGUUUAGUAAGAUGACUUCAAUUCUUCCGCGUGACGGUCCGAUUUGAAGGCAGCAUCGAAGCCUAUGAACCCAUAAAUCUGCGCACCAGAUCCCUCAAGACCGAACACAUUUUAAAAAGAUGUUGGGCCAAAUUGUCGACUCCUGCGACUUCAUUCACAAAUGGUCGUCUAAUGAUAUAGCCAAAUUUAUCCGGGCCAGAGGGCAGGCAGAACACUUGUUCACCGGGCAGAGGAACAGUGCUGUGGAAGGGUGGAAACAGGUACUCAGUUCCAUUGGCCUUGGGACCAAGGUCAGCCCGCAACAAGCGAGAAAAAAGUGGGACAAUUUAAAAAGAAAAUAUAAGGAGCUGAAGUGUCCACCCACAGGGACAGGUACGGAUAAUAAAGUGGACACGGCUGCCUCGUGGUCAUGGUACUCUGCCAUGGAUGAGCUGCUUGGCCAGAGGCACUCUACAUCACCACCCGUGGUGCGUGCCUCAAUGGCCUGCAUCUCAUCCAUGGCAGAGCUACAUUCCUCAUGUGCCAUGUCUUCCCCACCAACGCGAGAGGAGAGAGUGGAGUGUGAAGUGGAGAGGCAGGAAAGGGGAAGGGAGCUUAGUAGCUUCAUGGAUUUCCUGAGGGAGAGCAUCGAGGCAGAGCAGGCUAGGGAGGAGGAGAGGCAGAAGAAGGCUGAGGAGCGGUUCAGCCGACUUUUGGCAAUCCUCGAGAGGAUUGCUGAAAAAGUAAUAAAUAAUUAAACAUUUACAGCAUUAUGUUUUUUUUUUGUAGAUUUUUAGAUGACACAACAACAGAGUUCAGUUAAGUUAAAAUAUCUUUUUUUUUUUUUAAAAGCUCCCCAAGCAAGCCAAAAUGAAUCUGGGCAACAGUGGCGAGGGCGGGCCUAGGCUCAGGGAGCGACCACCCUCCUUGGUCAUUCUUUAGAAACUGCCUGCAAUUAUAAAAUAUUAACAAAAUUGGUUAGAAAAUGCAUGCGUUCAUUCAUUCAUUCAGAACAUUAAGCAAUACCUAAAUCAGAAAGGAUACAAGAAGCUACAGCGCACGCCGGGAGGGAGCAAACAAGUUUAAUUACACAGCGUGCUGACGUCACACGUUACCGUAAAUGCUAUCCUAAAAGGUCGUUUGAAACCAAUGGUUUUUGAAAAUGCCUUCACUCGAAGUCAUGUAUUGUGAGACACCUGUCUAUUAUGGCAACGAGGCAGCAACCUUCCGUUUCGUACGCACUCCAUGUAGUCCAUUCUUUUUCUACUUUGGCAUAUCGGUAGAAACAUCUUUAUUUUUACUGAUCAAGACAACAGUACGUUACGAAAGAUAACCACAUUUUAACUAACCAAACCGUUAAGCUAAGUUUUGUAUUUUGUGAAAACCCAUUUUUUUUCCAUAGAGAUUUUUUUCUUUGGAACCAGGAAGUAUUAAA
Messenger RNA from Clupea harengus (Atlantic herring), 1559 nucleotides. RefSeq lists its product as uncharacterized. The record is from RefSeq and is a predicted model, not a curated record. NCBI's taxonomy places the organism in Eukaryota, Metazoa, Chordata, Actinopteri, Clupeiformes, Clupeidae.